AUGGCGGCCGUCAAUCAGAAUAUGUUUGAUGCUACCAUUGCCAUCGAUCGACCCCGUGGCGCGUCGUUGAUGGUACUGCCGCUGAACCUGAUCGCCCAAAUCGUCACAUAUGUCGAAGAUACAGGCGACGUCGCCCGGUUAUGCCGAACAUGUCGUGUUCUCAAUUAUAUGGCGCUGCCUCAGCUCUAUCGGAGUCUAACACUCACGUCCUACGACAAAAUCCGUUAUCGCGACGAUCAACCCGAAGGAGUCGGAAGUGCGAGCCCGUUCACUAUGGGACUCAACGCGGUGAUAACUCGACCAUAUGCGACGCUUGUGCGAUCAAUUACAUUGCGCGGGGACUGGAAGGGACAUGAUUUGGAAGAACAUGCUCUGGUUGGCCGCGUGCCUGACUCGUCGAUGUUACUGAAUAUUGCGGUCCGGGCGGCGCUGGAUCGCAUGACAAGUUUAGAAAGCUUCUCCUGGGACCUUAACACCAAGAUGCUCGAUACCGUCUACACUGGACUUACACAACUUUCUCGACUUCAUAAUUUAACGAUACGAUUCCCCUCCACCCGUCACCCACAACCCACCAAUGUGCUGCCCCCUAUGCCGCAUCUCCGCACCUUAAAAAUCACCAAUAUCGAUCCUCUUUGUUACCCGGAUGAUAUUUCGACGCUUCUAUGGAAAAGCAAAAAAUUGCGCGAACUAGUGCUCCAUUGGUCACCCCGUAUGCGUAUUGCGCAAGAACCGAGUGUUUCCCUGUCCAGUUACUUCCGGAAAAGCAUCGCGGCGAAGCAACCGCUUCCACUAAAGAAGCUCAGUUUCCAUAAUUUAUAUGCCUUCCAUAGCGACGAAUUCACUUUCGCGUUUGAUCCGUCCACUGUGGAAGACGUCACAUUCCUGUCUGGGACGGAUAAUUCCAGCUUGAUGAAUACAUUCGUGGAACAAAGCUGGCCGACGAUGCCGCCUCACAAAACAUUCAAACUCAAGUCUAUUCGUAUGGACGUUGUAUCAAAAAGAAAUGCAGAGUUCAUGGGAAACUUCAAAGGACUCGAGCGAAUAUACUUUGUUAACGUCACCUCUGAUAACCCGGAUUGCCUCAACUCUGCUCGACUCACAAAUCCGUCCGCUUCAUCCGCAGUCACACCUCCCGUAUUCGAGUCCCCUCGUGGUGCUCCUAAUGGCACAACAGCUCAAUCCCCAGCCACCAUGCCUUCUCCAGCCACCCAAACGAAUUUGAUUUUGGGCGGACGAGAUAGCUACCUGUCGAAUAUUUCUAUGAAUCAUGGCGCAUCACUGCGCCACCUGCUACUCUCCGCGAAAUGGCCUUUAUCUACCGCUAUGGUUGCCCGUCUUGUUCAUGCUUGCCCGAAUCUGGAGCAAUUGGGUCUGGCAACGGACUUUUCAAGCAUGGAAUCGGUCGGAAUGCUAGUCCCUUUCCUGCGGAAACUGCGAGCACUCCGAUUUAUGAUCCCUGCUGGGCCGCCGCCUCCUCAGACUGGUCCAUCUCGGGGGUCUCAUAAUAGCCCGGCAGACCCUGAGCACCCCUUUUGGAAAGCCAGAUAUGUUCACUCCAAAGCCUUUUCCCCCUCCGCAAAAUGUAUCAAAUUCUCCCCAGAAAUCGAGGAACGCAUCAAUAGUGCACGCAGCCUAGCGGAUAUUGUGGAUAUCGAUGACGAUGUACUCUAUGAAAUGAUGAGUUAUGACUUGGCCGAUAAGCAAGUCUUCAGCAAGCUCAAGAUUGUUGGAAUGGGUUGGAAAGUCUUCGAACUGCGAGACUUUUACAAGGCCCCGAUUCCCAAUUAUGAUGAGGAAUCAGAAACCCCUAUCGCCGGGACGUCGGAUGAGAAACUCCAGAACGGCAGUCUUCCCAAUGGCACAGAUCCGGUCUUGGAUUCAAAGCCUACCUCCACUACCCUCUAUUCUGAAACUGACGCCACGCGUGCCCCUUUCGCACCUAAGGUCCCCCCGCCUUCAACAUUAGGAAAGCGCACAAGAAACGACGAAGACAGUGGAUAUGGGGACGGACAGUCAUCACGACAUCCAUCUGAAUUCCGUGAACUGCCGCCCCAAUCACAAUCAUGUGCCAGUAUACCAAAUAUAACCGACGACGGUCAAAUCUGGAGACGCGAUAUCCGUCGAUUAGACUGGAACGUGGUGAAAAAUUGGGAGAUCUGGGCGCUGGACUCGCAAGAGAUCUGA
This is a messenger RNA of Penicillium odoratum, 2184 nucleotides long. RefSeq lists its product as uncharacterized. Bases 1 to 2184 code for a protein of 727 amino acids. The record is from RefSeq and is a predicted model, not a curated record. Gene Ontology annotation, molecular function: protein binding. The transcript is spliced from 2 exons. Lineage: Eukaryota; Fungi; Ascomycota; Eurotiomycetes; Eurotiales; Aspergillaceae.